This is a messenger RNA of Fonsecaea pedrosoi CBS 271.37, 1815 nucleotides long. RefSeq lists its product as uncharacterized. Gene Ontology annotation, cellular component: nucleus; perinuclear region of cytoplasm; cytosol. Gene Ontology annotation, molecular function: GTPase activator activity; small GTPase binding. The record is from RefSeq and is a predicted model, not a curated record. Lineage: Eukaryota; Fungi; Ascomycota; Eurotiomycetes; Chaetothyriales; Herpotrichiellaceae. Bases 1 to 1815 code for a protein of 604 amino acids. The transcript has a single exon. Gene Ontology annotation, biological process: activation of GTPase activity; nucleocytoplasmic transport.
AUGGCGUCCGAGGCAGGUCAGAAACUGACAGAAAAUUCCAUUCUACACUCUCUCAAUCCCAGUGCUGCCGAUGAGGAGCUGUUGUCAGUCUUUCACCAAGACAUUCUUGAGGCCGUCAACGUACUUAAGCAUGCCAUCGACAAUGAUUUCAAAUCCCAUGCAAUACCGAGCAACGUCAAGAAGCUGCCGAGCCGCAGCUCGCGCCUAGUGAGACAGCAGGUGCAGGUUAUCAGUCAACUCCUCUUCCCCGACUACAGUCCUGACAAAGCAAUCAUCCAUUAUGAGGCUAGUCGUAGGAAAGCCUGCCAGAUUGUCCGAGCCAACGAGGAAUACGAGAAGGCGACCAAGGAAGCCCUCAAGGCUAGCCCGGUGACGCAAGGACCGUGGGCUGGGCAAGAGCUCGAUCCCAUCCCUCUGACUGGUCCAGUAGCUCUGCCAAUGCCUGUGCAGAUCGGCGAAGAGGAGCAUUUUAAGGAUUGCUUUCGUUUCUUGGCUUCUGACAUGGACCCAAACGAUUUCCUCCCUGGCGGAUCAAAGCACGCUCAGGGACAGGACAAAGCGCACAACUUGCGGGUGGGCAACGAGCUGAUCUGGGGCACGCCGAUGGUCGAAUUCGAUCGCGGAGUCGUGUAUGCUGACCAACGACUCGACCUCUGCAAGAUGGUGGUCGGCCCCACCCACAUCGAGGCGCUGAUGGACUCACUCAAGUCAAACAGCUUUGUCAAGCACUUUCUGCUGGGGAACAACAUCAUCUCUGCCACCGGUUGCUACGCCAUCGCCUCCUUCAUCAAGGAGAAGCCCGACCAGAUGGAGACUUGGUACUUGGCUGGCAAUCAUAUCAAGCCCGCGGGUUUUGCGGAUCUAGUCAGUGCAAUGGUCACCAGCUCCAGCAUCACCAAUGUCUGGCUGAAGAGAAAUCCUCUUGGGCCGAGCUCGGUCGGCAACCUCACUAGACUGAUCUUGGAGACCCGCAACCUCCGAACUCUUGACCUGGAAAACACGGAGCUGGGCGACGAGGCCGUGGCUCGACUAUUCACCAACCUGAAGGGCAAGGCCUUUGCUCUGAAGAACGUAUUCCUCAAUGCAAACGGGAUUGGUGUGAAGGGGGCCCAAGCCAUCGCUGAGACGCUUGAGGCAGGGUGGCAACCGGAGUCGCUCAUGCUGGGAACAAAUCCGACCGGCGAUGAGGGCGCUUUCCGUCUCGCCAGAGCCCUUCACUCCAACACAUCGCUCGUCCGUGUCGCUCUCCAGUCCAACGGCCUCACAAGCACCGGCAUCUCCGCCAUCUGCGAGGCUUUGUCCGGACACCCUGCCAUUCGCUCCGUCGUCCUCUCGCCCAGCAUGACUACCCAUGCUCACGGCCAGCGCUACAACUACAUCGACGACGAUGCCCUGCCUGCGCUCAAGCAGCUCCUACGGAACCCGCAGCUCCGCUUGCUGGACCUCGGUCGCACUGCCUUCUCCGCUCAAGGGGUGGAAGCGUUUCGUGAUGCCGUUGCGUCCUCCACUCUCUGCCACUUGCGGGCCUUCCACGGUGAAUUGAGGGAGAGCAAAGACUGCGCACUGCGUGUCGACCAGCAGCUCAAACACAACACUCAGCGAUUCUACAACAUGUCCACGAGUGAAUUCAAUAGCGGACUGGGACUACGACUGCUUCGCAAUACCGCCGACGUUCGUCUGAUCGACAGUGUCUACCGCACUCGCGACAAGAGAAACAACUUCGACAACGUCAAGCAGUACUGGGACGAGGGCGACCCGGUGUGGGCCAUGAUCGAUGCGAAAUGGAAUGAGGUUAUGCAUUUGGACUCUCGCUAA